AUGCAAUCCCUUCAUGGUCGAAAAUGCUCUUCUUUUGGUCGUCAUUUCAUUCAAUUGUUGACGAUGCUUAAGAGUAGACUAUUAGGACGUGUUGCAGAGCGUUCGAAACGCUUCGUCGUGAACCUGCUCACGACAACCUCAGCGCACGGUGUUCGUCACGUGGUCCAUGGAGGUCUUCACGUGUUAGAGCGCAUCAUCUGGAUUUCGUGUAUCUCGAUCGGCGUGUACGGUAUGGUAGCACUGUCCCAGCGUAUCUGGAACCGAUUCCAAACGUCGCCUACCGUUAUUUCGAUGGAUCGCAACAUGUACUUGUGGAAUACGAGCUUUCCUAGUCUAACCGUCUGUUCACACCGGCGCAUUGACGAUGACAAGCUGGCUGACUACAUCCGGAUGCGUGGUUUUGACGAGGACGACGCUGAACAGUUUCGCGAAUUUAUCGUGUUGCUGGCAAACGUUUCGUACCGCACGUUUCUCGACUUGCCCAUGUACAAGACGUUCGGCAUCGCGGGCUACGAGUACAUGGAGCUGUUGCACAAUCUCUCGUGGAGUUUUCAACCGCAGGUCAAUAGUGGCACUGCCCGGGUACUAACCGUUCAACCGACGGUCACUGAGCUAGGUUUGUGUCUGACGGUAAAUUCUCGAAUCGCCACAUACGGCUCGUACGAGUACUGGUUGGCUCGUCGUUGGGAUCGCGUACACGAGCCAGCACCCUUGGUAGUGCAUCCGCUGGACGGUGAGGUGUACGGGCAGCUGAUCAAGCUCGAAAGUUCGUACGAGGUGUUUUUCCACGGAUCAAUGGAGGUUCCCGAAAUUUCCAAACGGCAGUACUCGUUCCAGGAGUCGUUCUACACCACGGUCGAGCUUUUGGCGCUGGAGAUUUUCACCUCACGCAAUGCCCGCGAGUUAUCCGUUUCCCAGCGCCAAUGUCGCUUUACCCACGAGGGCGAUGUCCUUAUGUUUAGUCCUGUGUACAGCUAUAACCUGUGCCGCAUCGAGUGUCGGAUGAGAUUUGCGUUCAAACUGUGCGGUUGUGUACCGCACUUUUAUCGACCCGUUGGGAAGCACAACUUCCGCUACCGCAUCUGUGACUUUGAGGGGUUGCGAUGUCUUGGACAACGUUCGGAAGAGAUGAUUACACUUCGUUCUAAGAGGAGCACGAUCGAAUGCAACUGUGUGCCAAAUUGUGAUGAUUCAAAUUUCUUCGUUCAAGCAUAUCGAUCCAGAGAAUGGUUCUUAGGUGCAAACCUGCAAUGGGGGUUAACCGAUUAUCCGAAGAUGCAGCUAAACAGGGACAUCAUUUUUGGAUUGUCUGAUGUGUUUGUGUACAUUGGUGGUUUGGGUGGUUUCUUUCUUGGCUGCAGUUUGAUAACAUUUGCAGAGUUUGUGUUUUUCCUCACAUGGCGUUUGGUUAAAUAA
Molecule: messenger RNA, 1416 nt
Organism: Anopheles nili
Lineage: Eukaryota; Metazoa; Arthropoda; Insecta; Diptera; Culicidae
Gene: ppk9
Exons: 4
Coding region: 1-1416 (471 amino acids)
Biological process (GO): sodium ion transmembrane transport
Cellular component (GO): membrane
Molecular function (GO): ligand-gated sodium channel activity
Source: RefSeq, a predicted model, not a curated record